AUGGCUGUAAUGCGAUGGCUUUUCGCGGCGGCGAUUUCACGUAAUAUCGAGAAGAUAAGGGAGAGAGGAGAGAGAGAGAGUGGAGGAGAGGCGUAUGAUAAUGGUUCGUGGCGGAGGAUAAGCACACUUGAACAGCGGGAAACUCUAUUGGUUGUUGCAACACUCAUUGCAACCUUUACAUUCACCGGAGUCCUUCAGCCUCCAGGAGCUUUCAGAAGUGAAGACUCUAAUGGUGGUUCUGGCUCACAGAACAACAACAACAACCGACUUAUAAACACCAUUUUCGGUUCUAGGAACAGCACUGAAGGACAAGCAAUCAUGGCAAACAUUCCUGUUAACUUCACUCUCUACGCUGCCUUCAACGCGGUUGGCUUCUUGGUUUCGUUCCAAAAAAUGAGGACGCGCCGUCGAACAUACACGUCAGCAACUCCGCCAAAAAAUGAGGACGCGCCGUCAGCAACUCCGCCGUCCAUAGUUCAAGCACUUGCAGCAAUGUCCUGUACAAAAAGAGGAAGAAAGCUCCAAUCAUGCACUGCAAAAGCAGCUAAAGGAAAUCGUGGUGGAUCGAAAAAGAAGAACAAGUGUAAUAAUAUCGGAGGAUUGUGGGCUCUUCUUCCCUUAGAUCUCCUGCGGGAGAUACUGUCCGGGCUUGGAUUAAAAGCCAACAUACAAGCUUCCGCCGUCUGCAAGGCAUGGUGCGAAGCAGCUGUCUCUGUUCGCAAGUUACAGCCUCCUCCUUUGCUUUUUCUUUAUUCACAUCACGCAGUGCCUCCUCGUAAUUACGUUAUUCCUCACCCAUUACGGUUUCGACCAUGUAAGCUCGAAUUACCAGGGUUGCAUUUUCCCCCUAAACCCACUUUUUCAAAGGAUGGUUGGGUGCUUGCGAGAAAAAGCGGGCCCUUUUAUGCUAGUACACUUCUUCUUAACCCGUUUACCCGUGAGAGCUUCUACUUACCCCCAAGGAGACACGAACACAGAUCCCGUUUUUUAGCUUUCUCAGCCGCUCCUACAUCACCUAGCUGUAUGGUCAUCUCCUACAUCCAACUACGAUCCUGCGGAUCUGUUGUCAUCGAUACUUGGCGGCCUGGUGAAACCGAGUGGACUACACACUGCUUUGAGAACCAGUUACCCUUUCGCUAUUGGCCCAAAUGUGUCUUCUCCAAUGGCAUGUUCUACUGUCUCAGUGAAUGCGGCUAUCUUGGGGUUUUCGACCCCUCUUCUAAAGCAGCAACAUGGAAUAUUCUUCCAGUGAAACCAUGUCCGGCCUUUGAUCAGUAUGAUUACUCUCAUAGCCCAGUGUUUAUGACGGAGCAUGAAGGAGACAUCUUUGUUAUUUAUACACACUGCUACAACAACAUCCCAACCGUGUUUAAACUGAAUUCUAAACACAAGGAAUGGCAAGAGAAGACAGAUCUUGGUGGCUUGACAAUAUAUACAAGUUGGCCUGCCUCUUUUGUAAGAGCUGGUCUCUCCACUGAGCACAUGCAGGAACAAAAUAUAUUCAUCUCGAGGGUUUUUGACUUAGCAGAAAGAGAGAGACACAUGAAGAAGAGUCCGAUAAUGGAGGCUGCUCGAAAAGGAGAUGUCGAUUUUUUACUCGGAUCAACGGAAUCUGAUCCGACUCUUCUUGAAGUUAUUGAAAUAGACGGCGAAGAAACUCCGUUACACGUUGCCUCUAUGUACGGACACUUGAGUUUCGUCAGAGAAAUUCUCAAACUAAGAGAGAGUCUCGGAAGAGAAUUGAACAAAGACGGAUUUACUCCUCUGCAUAUAGCAGCAUCCAUGGGCCACGUUGAAGUCGUGAGAGAGCUUUUGGAGAAGCUAAGUAGUGAGAUAUGUUUGAUCAAAGGUAAAGAGAGAAAGAUUCCUCUUCAUUACGCUGCUAUGAGAGGAAGAGUUUGUGUUCCUGAUGAGUUAGUGUCUGCAAAUCCGGAAUCUCUUGAAGAAAUCACCGCUCGUGGAGAGACAGUGCUUCAUCUUGCGGUUAGAUUCUGUCAACAAUGGAGGCAACACGGUUUUGCACUUAGCGGUUCAGAAACGACAGUACGAGGUAUCUUAUCGAAUUCGAUUUUUCGCUUUUUGUGGUUUAGUUUAGUUUAUCUGGAUUAUACAUCCAUUGAAGUGAACUCUUUAAACUCUAAUGGCUUCACACCUCUUGAUAUGUUAUUUCACUUUGGAGGUGAACCAGAAGACCCAGAGAUUUAUCAGAUCCUCCGUGAAGCAGGAGCUGUAAGAUCAAGAGAACUUGACACAAGACAAGAAACAACAACAGAGAAUGAAACAACACAAUCAGAAGAAUCUCUGAUGACUCACAAGCAAUGGCUAGAUUGCUUCAAGUACAAGAAAGACAGAGUCUCACCUAACGAAGUUCGUAAUGUGUUACUAGUUAUCGCGAUUCUGAUAGCUACAGCAACUUAUCAAGCCGUGCUAAGUCCACCUGGAGGUGUUUGGCAAGAAGAUUACUGUAUCAAUGGAUACUGUCAAGUAACUAACUUAAAAGGAAACAAAACUAAACCGGUUUACUACGCAGGAACAACGAUAAUGGGAUCAAAGAGUUGGAUUUCUUACGGCAUUUUCAUCUUCUUAAACUCGAUCGGGUUUUUCACUUCUAUUGAACUAAUCUCUUUACUCACAAAAGGUCUCCCAUUCUACCUUGAGCUACAAGUUUCAUUGACUGCUGUUGCCUUGACCUAUGGAUUUGCAAUGGCUGCACUUUCUCCUAAUUUCGGAUUAGGCUUGUUCUUUUUGGUGAUUUCCGUGGUAUUACCCAUCGCAGUAGCGAAAAUCCCGAGUCUAAUUCGAAAACAUGCCAAGAAAAUCAGAAUCUAUUCUCUAAGAAGCACUACAACGACAACCACCUCCUAAAAUCCCAAGUUUCAAUCUCAACUUGCAAUUCCUCUGUUUUCUUCUACAUACUUUCUUGAUUGUUUUGUGUUCUUGAAUCUUGAGUUGUAUAUUUCAAGAGACUUGAGUCGAAUAGUACUUUUGUUUUGUUCUGUCAAUAACCAUUAUUUGUAUAAGCUCUCUCACAAGUCACAGUCUCUUAGCUUCUUUCAAAUUGGCUAUUUUGAAUGUGAUUUCUUUAUCGUUACACUCUGUCUCUCUGCUCUGCACAUGUUCUUUUGUUCCCUUUAUAGAAGAACCAGAAACAACAAAUCUUAUUCACCAAUCCCAAUUAUUGUACCUUCUCUACUUAUUACUAAAGUAAUAACCCAUGUUUCUGAUCUGACAUGGGUAACGUUUGAAUAUCAGACAAAACAAAACAUAAACAAUCAUAACAAUUUUUGGUUAUUCAACAAAAACCAAAAAAAAUAUGUUUGGUUAUUUAACUAAUGACAUUUAAAUUCUUUAGCCAGCCAGCCUGUAAAAGAUAAAUUUCUCAUCGGUCCACAUCUAGAGAUAGAGAUAGACAAGAACUUACUGGUUGAUUUUGAAAUUUCUUAUUUAUUCUUAAUCAAGAUUUGAUUAAGACAAGAUCAGAGUCCCUGCCGACUAAUCUCUACAUCAUCUACAACUACACAAUUCAUAUUUUUUAAAGGAGAAAUUGAUAAAGAGACAAAAAAAAA
Messenger RNA from Arabidopsis lyrata subsp. lyrata, 3566 nucleotides. RefSeq lists its product as uncharacterized. Bases 1 to 2865 code for a protein of 954 amino acids. Gene Ontology annotation, molecular function: protein binding. Lineage: Eukaryota; Viridiplantae; Streptophyta; Magnoliopsida; Brassicales; Brassicaceae. The transcript has 6 exons. The record is from RefSeq and is a predicted model, not a curated record.